Lytechinus pictus (painted urchin) is the source of this 820-nucleotide messenger RNA. RefSeq lists its product as uncharacterized. The transcript is spliced from 4 exons. NCBI's taxonomy places the organism in Eukaryota, Metazoa, Echinodermata, Echinoidea, Temnopleuroida, Toxopneustidae. The coding region runs from base 48 to 764 and encodes 238 amino acids. The record is from RefSeq and is a predicted model, not a curated record.
AGUGGCUUCAGGACCACAAAGAGCCAAGGCAACAAGUUCGAUCAUGGAUGAGGGAUACCUGUAAGGCGAGGGCAGGCUACAUUAGAGACAAUAAGGACAAACCUGUGCAAGAGCUUUUACUGUUGUUUCCACGUUUAAUUGACACAGAAGGAAUGGUUGACCAGGAUUUCCGAAUUCUUUUCCCACAAUCAGCAGAUAAGUUAUUCCUCACAUGGCCGAAAUUUUGCAGACAUGUCCUGAACUAUGCUGAAAAGCAGGUGGAUUGGAGGCUAUACCUUAACUUCAAAGGUGCUGUUGAAACAGAUGAACAGGAGGUAAACUUAUCUCUGCAGGUGUUGCCUAUGCUGUUUCCACCGGGAAAGAAGAAAGGGGCAAAAGGGAGAAGUGGUUCUUCAACGAUGGAUGAAGCCCGCAAGGCAUUCGUGCAGCGCAAAGAGAUUGGUACAAACAUACCAGGCUUCUUGGACCAGAAGACUCAAACACAACCGUUUGUGUUAAUUCAAGGUGAAAUUGACAAACCAGAACAAGUGUUUGUUGUUGUGGAAAAUAGCACCAUCCCAUGUACAAGUCUCCUGAAAGGAAUUGAUAUAUGCAUGAAACUAGUGUAUAUCCUUGAUAUGGAUUAUGCUUGGCAAUGUCAACAUGUUUGGGACUUUCUGCAGAAGAAUGUUUACAAACUUGGGCAGGUGAAAGGUAGAGGUACCUCAGUUCCAGCAGUAACACUUCUCAAAACCUAUCUAGAAAACAAGGUAAAAGAAGUUUAGGGAGGCAUAUGUUUGUACAACACAUUUAGGUGAAUUGGUGUAUUUAAGCCUAAUGG